Exophiala spinifera is the source of this 1401-nucleotide messenger RNA. RefSeq lists its product as uncharacterized. The record is from RefSeq and is a predicted model, not a curated record. The transcript has 4 exons. NCBI's taxonomy places the organism in Eukaryota, Fungi, Ascomycota, Eurotiomycetes, Chaetothyriales, Herpotrichiellaceae. Bases 1 to 1401 code for a protein of 466 amino acids.
AUGGAGGCGAGUUCGUAUUUUCGUCUCUUCAUAGCCUAUUUCAUCUGGCGUUAUCUCCGGCUCGUGGUCAAUCUAUGGCUGUUCUGGACUUUCAAGCCCAUACCCAUUCCAGACAAUCCUACCCUCUCCUCCGACGAUGUCACCGUCAUCUUGCCUACUUUGGAUGGCGAGGGGGGAGAGCUGGAGAGGACCAUUGAGUCGAUCUUGAGGACCCAGCCGAAAGAACUCAUCCUGGUGACCAUUGACGAGAAUCUGCACAAGGCCGAAAAGACAGUGUCUAAGAUGCCUGCGGCCCUUCACGGCAGAAUUCGUUGUAUGGCGGUCAAACAGGCGAACAAGAGACGCCAAAUGGCCAGGGCCAUUCCUGAAGUCACCACCGAGAUCAUUGUCUUUGCCGAUGACGACGUGACGUGGCCGUCUCAGCUCCUGCUGUGGAUGUUGGCUCCCUUUGAGGACAAAAAGUAUGGUGCGGUGGUCACCUGCCAGCGACUGAGACGUGCUGAGAACCCCACCCUGUCUCAACGCAUCUAUGGCUUUUUGGGUGCCUUGUACCUGGAACGUCGCAAUUUUGACUGCGCUGCCACCGUUCACAUGGAUGGAGGAUUGCCAUGCAUUUCAGGGCGUACUUGUGCCUACCGUGCCAGCAUUCUCCAGGAUGUCAACUUCACCGACAACUUCACCAAUGAAAAAUGGUACUGGUUCUUCGGACAAUACCAACUCAACGCCGAUGACGAUAACUUCCUUUCUCGCUGGAUGGUUUCCCAUGGCCACGGGGUUUACAUGCAAUAUCACCCUGGAUGCGAGGUCUUGACCACUCUCGAGGAUAACCCGAAAUUCCUGAAGCAAUGUCUGAGAUGGGCACGCAGCAACUGGCGGAGCAAUAUUACUAGUAUGUUUACCGAGGGGUACAUUUGGAAAAAACAACCCUACAGCACAUAUGCUGUCCAAGUCACCACCUUGAUGCCACCUGCACUCCUAGGCGAUGCCUUUCUCUGGUACCUUUUGGUCUCGGGAACUUCUACAUGGAGCCCCAACCACGCGUCUAUUGCCUACUAUGCCUUCCUGGCCUGGAUGGUCUUCUCCAAAUUCGUCAAGCUGAUCACACACUUCAUCCGCUAUCCUGUUGACAUCCUCCUGUGGCCUGUCUCUGUCUUGUUCGGUUGGUUUCAUGGACUGAUCAAGAUUUAUGCUUGUGCCACUCUUUCUGAGACUACAUGGGGCAGUCGGGCCAAUGCUGACGCCAGCGAUUCCGCGAGAAUGAUCAAGCAAAAGAGACCACGGCCUGCUUCCCACUACAUUCCGAUACAUGAGAAGCUACUCGAGAAGCCACUACUCUCCGAUGACGAUAUGAAAAUCAAUGCCGAUUACGACCUGAAACAUCAUCAAGCCCUCUCCGCUUAA